This is a messenger RNA of Myotis myotis, 1044 nucleotides long. Its product is annotated as glycine-rich cell wall structural protein 1.0-like. Bases 1 to 1044 code for a protein of 347 amino acids. Lineage: Eukaryota; Metazoa; Chordata; Mammalia; Chiroptera; Vespertilionidae. The record is from RefSeq and is a predicted model, not a curated record. The transcript has a single exon.
AUGGACAGUGAGGGCAUGGACAGUGAGGGCAUGGGCAGUGAGGGCAUAGACAGUAGGGGCAAGGACAGUGAGGGCAAGGAGAGUGAGGGCAUGGACAGUGAGGGCAUGGACAGUGAGGGCAUGGACAGUGAGGGCAAGGAGAGUGAGGGCAAGGAGAAUGAGGGCAUGGACAGUGAGGGCAUGGACAGUGAGGGCAAGGAGAGUGAGGGCAAGGAGAGUGAGGGCAAGGAGAGUGAGGGCAUGGACAGCAGGGGCAAGGACAGUGAGGGCAAGGACAGUGAGGGCAAGGACAGUGGGGACAUGGACAGUGGGGGCAUGGACAGUGGGGGCAUGGACAGUGGGGGCAUGGACAGUGGGGGCAAGGACAGUGGGCACAUGGACAGUGGGGGCAUGGACAGUGGGGGCAUGGACAGUGGGGGCAAGGACAGUGGGGACAUGGACAGUGGGGGCAUGGACAGUGGGGGCAUGGACAGUGGGGGCAUGGAUAGUGAAGGCAAGGACAGUGAGGGCAUGGGCAGUGGGGGUAUGGACAGUGGGGGCAUGGGCAGUGGGGGUAUGGACAGUGGGGGCAUGGGCAGUGGGGGUAUGGACAGUGGGGGCAUGGGCAGUGGGGGUAUGGACAGAGGGGGCAUGGGCAGUGGGGGUAUGGACAGUGGGGGCAUGGGCAGUGGGGGCACGGGCAGUGGGGGCAUGGGCAGUGGGGGUAUGGACAAAGGGGGCAUGGGCAGUGGGGGUAUGGACAGAGGGGGCAUGGACAGUGGGGACAUGGACAGUGGGGGCAUGGGCAGUGGGGGUAUGGACAGAGGGGGCAUGGGCAGUGGGGGUAUGGACAGAGGUGGCAUGGGCAGUGGGGGUAUGGACAGUGGGGGCAUGGACAGUGGGGGCAUAGACAGUGGGGGCAUGGGCAGUGAGGGCAUAGACAGUGAGGGCAUAGACAGUGAUGGCAUAGAUAGAGGGGGCAUGGACAAUGGGGCAUGGACAGUGGGGGCAUGGACAAUGGGGCAUGGACAGUGGGGGUAUGGACAGAGGGGUCAUGGACAGUGA